CAGCACGACCUCUCACCGCAUCUCGGCCACGAGUAAGGUACCUACUAGUGGUGGUAGUAGGAGCAGCGCUCUUGUCGCUUCCUCUGAGCUACAGUGUCAUUUCUUGUACCUCCCGUUUCUCGCUUCCAGCCCAGCCCAGCCCAGCCCUGUCCUGCUCUUCACUGCCCGUCGAGGUGAAGACAGUGUGAAGAGAGUUCCGAGACACAAUUCACCGUUUCUACCUGACCGUAGUGCUCUUCUGAAUUUCAUCAGCCGUCUCCAAGCGACGCCGAGAUUAGCAAAUCUACGCCGGCCGGCACGCGAAAAAGGUUCCGUCCUCGAUCCAGGAACACGAACACGGGCUGUCCGAUUGAUGAGAAGUUUGAGAAGUAUUAUAUCUGACCUGACCUGUACUAUAAGACUGCAGUGAUGCUAUACUAGUACAUGCUCUAUCAGUGAAAGAUACCGACGUUCACUACCAACCUUACCUGACCUUACGGUACCCUCCACUUCGGUACUACCUGACCGUUCACCGUCGCGGGCGGGCAUUCCCCCUACGGUAGUUUUAUCGGGGCCCGCCGCCAACGGACGGACUCACCCCGCAGCAGCUUUCGACUUGACGCACGCACAUGCAAGCACGAGGUCAGCCUUCUUUCGAAAUGAGUAGUAGCACACAACGCCCACCACUAUCUUUACUACAUUCGCCCUCCACCACUCCCACCCCGAACCGGUCGCACCACCGUCGUUCUUCGCCUCGUACACGCCGCUCCAUUGACGCCAUCGCGAAUCUGAGUCAAUCCGCCAGGAUGCAGGCGGAGCGAAAUGGGCUCCCGAUAGGCAAUAGUGGCCAGCGUGGUGGUGGUGGUGGUUACGGGAUGCCUCAACGCAUGGCUCCCAGUCCGCCCAAGAACAAGAACACGCAACAUGUCCCAUGCAAGUUCUAUCUACAAGGGCAGUGCCAGGCCGGGAAAAUGUGUCCUUUCUCGCACGACAUUGAGUCCACAACACGACCGGCGCCCUGCAAGUAUUUUGCCAAAGGUGGCUGCAAAUUCGGACGAAAGUGCGCGCUGCUGCACGUCACGCCAGAUGGAACCAUUGUCAAUCAGCGUUAUCCGCAGCCUUCCCAGUACAUGACACUGCCGCCGCUGACCGCCGCAUACGGGCUUCCACCACCGGGCCUACUAGCCCAAGGCCUCGAGCAGAGACCAAACGGCGACGUUCCACCCGACUUUGAUCACUAUCAAUAUGGCCCGCAGAACGGGCACGAUAUGCAACAACCCGACGUGACGUACACCUCCGCAUCGCCCAAAUACGGCACACCGCCGACUAAUGAUCGCACUGCCACCUCUCCCACACUGAAGGGGCUCUCUGUGCUGGAUGCUCCUCUUCCCAACAGCUUCGACAGCAACGGCGUCUCGUGGGCUGCGUUACAUGGUCCUUCUGGCGCAAUGGCCGCUUCCGUGCCCUCUCGGUUCGGCGUAGACUCGCCUCCUUCAUCACUGCCUCGAAAAUCACAGCUCGGGAAUUCUGCAAUACGUGACCUGCACAACUCUGCAUAUGGUGGCAUGGACAAUGUGAUUGCAGGCCUGGGCUCCUCUCCACCUAGUGGGCCUGAUGAGCCACUGUCUUUCGCAAAGAGACCACUCCACUCGAGUCGACUCCGCUCCUCGGGAGGCAGAGGUAUGGGAAUGGUUGCGGCCAGCUACGGUGGCUUUGCACCCACGCCAUUCGACGAUUGGGCGGAAGACGAGGAGGGUCACUCUGAUCGGGAAGAAGAGCUCCUUCCUUCGAGUCUUCACGAUCUGAUACCGGAAGAUCGACCUCGCAGAAUAUCCCGCACCCUCUCCGGCCAUGGUACUCCUCUCGACAGCAAGGUCGGUAGUCCUCACUCGUCGAGUCCCUCGCGCUACAGCGGAGUGUUCGCACGUACUGCUAUGCAGAACGGUCUCGGCCAUGUUGGCUCACCCCUUCGCGAUUCCUCGUUCCCCACAUCACAUCCAGCCGGUGCUGCUGGGCUGAACGGGGGAACUGGUGACUUGAGCCCCAGUAUCGGUAGUCCCGGCAGACUCAACCAGGCAAGCAUGAGCAUGCUCACCCAGGAACUUGCAAGAACUCGGCUGGAAGCUGCACGAGGUGGGCCUAACGUGCCCACGAGAACACUAUCGAACGGCUCCACUGCGCGUGGGACCAUGGACCGCAAUUUGAGCAGCACCAGCAUCAGCCAGCGCAUCGACGAAGAACAUGAGAGCGACACACUCUUCGACAUGGAUAUCGGUACGGACCCCAAAACUAAUGGCAACACCUUUGGCGCCAUUGGCGGCGGACGGACACCCAAGUAGCACUGUUCCGCGAUCACGCUUUCGAUUCCCGAAGCGCGCCGCCAGACCUCCAAGCGAUGUGCGAGUAGACAUUGCUGGACGUAGCUCCGAUGGGCGCAAUUGCACGACGUGGACUGGGCUUCUGCUCUCGGCGUUGGAUAGCUGGCAUGAUUUGACUUGUGCGCGAAGCAAAGGACGGGCGUUUCUGGCUAUGGCAUUCGGCUACUGUGACGUGGCGCGAGACUGGCGAAGCAUCAGGAAAGUAAGAUUAGGAGCACGAUUUGGAGCAUGAUGACGCAUAUGCCGGGAGGGGGCAUUGAUGAUGUUUUGUGUAGAAUGUGGCAUUCACUCUACUUUGCAGAUGAUGGUUUGAUACGUUUGAGCGAAGGCGCAGGCGGAUGAUAGUGGAUUCUCUAUGGGACAAUGGUCAUGCUCUUCUGGGGGGAGCGGAGGUACCUUCUUCUCUGGGGACUUGACCUUUUCACGGCGUUGAUGUGAUUCUGAAACGACUAAUGCUACAUACUCACUACCUACCUUCCUACCUACAUAGACCGCGGGGAAGGGGAUCAUGGCCGCUCUGCGGAAUAUGCUUGAAUAAUAGAAGGCC
This is a messenger RNA of Sphaerulina musiva SO2202, 2904 nucleotides long. RefSeq lists its product as uncharacterized. Gene Ontology annotation, biological process: protein polyubiquitination. The record is from RefSeq and is a predicted model, not a curated record. The transcript is spliced from 3 exons. Lineage: Eukaryota; Fungi; Ascomycota; Dothideomycetes; Mycosphaerellales; Mycosphaerellaceae. Gene Ontology annotation, molecular function: metal ion binding; ubiquitin protein ligase activity. Bases 609 to 2318 code for a protein of 569 amino acids.